Molecule: messenger RNA, 3110 nt
Organism: Spodoptera exigua (beet armyworm)
Lineage: Eukaryota; Metazoa; Arthropoda; Insecta; Lepidoptera; Noctuidae
Source: the annotation of a GenBank genome assembly
AAAAAAUGGCACGACAUGUCAAAACAAGUCAAACCAAAAGUGACAUUUUAUAUUUCACACAUUAUUUUGCAAAACAGCGUGUAGUUUGUGGCUGUAAAAAAAUGUUUUAAUUAAUACAGAAUUAGUGUAAAAGUAGGACACUAACAAGCAAAAUAAAUUUUAACGAGAUGAAGGAGUAAGCUAUAUUGGAUAUUUAACUCAAUUAUUGCAAAUAUAAGGAGUCCAUUUUAUUAUUUUGAACUUCAUCAUGGCACAUGAAGUAAUAAUACCCGCAAAUGAUAUAAAAUUCGAAAAGUUUUGUAACAUCUUAGAGCAAUUACACAAGAGGAAAAGGCAAAGACAAGAACAAGAUAAAAUAUUGGGAUUAUUUUUAAACGAAUGUAAACUGAGUGCAUCGCAAGUGGUAGGGAAAAAGAAUGCUACUUUGUUCCCAAUUUUAAGGCUGCUGUUACCAAAACUAGAUAGAGAAAGGAGUGCUUACAACUUGAAAGAAACGAAACUUGGCGUGUUGUUAGUAAAAGUUUUAUCACUUAGCAAACAAUCUCGCGAUGCGCAGAAGUUGCUGAAUUACAGAUCAGCAAAUAACUCGCAGGACAGUGACUUUCCUGGUGUUGCGUACUUUGCUUUUAAAAGUAGAAUGAAACCAAAAUGUGAGGAAAUAACUAUUGGUGAUAUAAAUGCCCUCCUUGAUAGUAUUGCCGCAGCCGAAGUUGGAAUGAAGGCGUCGGUUCUCGAUGAAACGUUCAGCCAUGUAAUAAACAAAGUGACUGCGGACCAGAUGAAAUGGUUCCUCAGAUUGAUACUGAAAGAACUCAAAUUGGAGAUGGGGAGUAAUCGUAUUUUAGCUCUAUUCCAUCCUGACGCUCCUGAAUAUUAUGAAACCUGUGGUUUGUUGUCCAAGGUGUGUGAAGAGCUCGGCGAAGGAGAUUCUCGUCCCCUGGAGCUAGGAAUAGAGAUGUUUCAUGCGAUUAGCCCGAUGCUGUCCGAACGACUCGACGUCAAGAAUAUUGCCAAACAACUGUCCCCGGACAAAACUUAUCAGAUUGAGAACAAGUUUGAUGGUGAAAGAUUUCAAAUACACAUGCGGGAUGGAAAAUUUGAAUAUUUUUCGCGAAGAGGAUUUUCCUUCACUAAGAACUUUGGAAACAGUUAUGACUCUGGACUGUUGACGCUUCAUUUUAAGGACGUCUUCUCAUCUGGUGUUACCAGCUUUAUUCUAGACGGCGAAAUGAUGGGUUGGCAUAAACAGUACCAGUGUUUUGGAUGUAAAGGAAUGGCCUUCGACGUUAAGAAAAUUACAGAGAAUUCGAGGUUCCAACCGUGUUUCUGUGCCUUCGAUAUUUUGUAUUACAACGGUAGAACAUUAGUGGGGCCCCCGGAGAAAGGAGGUUUGCCACUUAGAGAACGACUUCUUAUUUUGGACAAAGUGUUUACUGACAAAACUGGAGUGAUAAAGCAUAGUGAUCGGAGGACAUUGUCUAAGACGACCAUUUUCCCUGAGAUUUUGGAUGCUCUGAACAAGGCUAUAGAGAAUCAAGACGAAGGCAUUGUGGUGAAAGAUGUUGAUUCCUACUACAUUCCCAAUCGACGCAACGCAGGAUGGUACAAAAUUAAACCAGAGUAUACAGAAGGUGCCAUGAGUGAUCUUGACCUUGUGAUCAUCGGGGCAGACGAAGCUGAGAACAAGAGGCAAGGGCGCGCCAAGAGCUUCCACGUUGCCUGCAGUGAUGGUAACAGCCUGGGUAAAAUGCCAGAGCGCUGGAUAUCAGUAGGGCGUGUAUCUACCGGCCUUACGUAUGACGAGCGAGAAUCCCUAUGUGCCACGUUGGAACGCAACUGGACAUCCUCUAGGCAGACACCAGCGCCAUCUAACUUGAGUUUCAGUAAAAAUAAACCCGAUUUCUGGAUCCUUCCUGAACAUUCCGUCGUGUUAACGGUUCGAGCGUCCGAAUUGGUUCGUGCUUCAGGCUUCGGUUCGGAUUACACGCUAAGGUUUCCUCGCGUCACUCGAGUCCGUGACGACAAACCCGUUCAAGACGUCAUGACACUUAUGGAGUUCCAAAAUCUUUGUGCUAACAAAGGACCAGUUGUAAAAUUAAGUACCAAUCAAAUAAAUGGGGAUGAAAUAGCUGAAGUUAAACCUCGAGCGAAGCGGAAGAUAGAGGCGCCGAAGGUACCAGAGCAGUUCCAGAUCAGGUCUCGUGGAGACGUGGAAGCCACUUCGAAGGCUCUCCUCGGAAGGAAACUGUGUAUACUGUCCGAAGAUGUAGACUGUACGCGACAGGAACUCUGCAAGAUCAUUGAAACUCACGGAGGAAAAGUUGUUGCUAAUGCGGGUGCAGACACAUGGUGCGGGGUAGCGGGGCAGCUAACGAGUAGAGUGCGCGGUGUAAUUGCGUCACAACGCCUGGAUGUACUGAGCACCACCUGGCUGCGGUCCCUGACCCCGGCUGAAGCACCCGUGCAACCUCCACCGCUAUAUAUGAUGGCUAUCAAACCUGCCACGCGACAGACCCUCGCCAGGAACUAUGAUGCUUACGGAGACAGCUACACCGAACUAACUGAUGAAGAAACUUUAAGGAAAGUCUUCGAUAAAAUGGAUGGUGACGUGCAAAUCUACCUCACACACCAAGAGAUGCUGAGCUUAGACAAGGAAAUAUUUGGGGACAAUAAUCCGCAUUCGUUCUUGCGUCCUUGCUCCAUACAUGUCACAGAGCUGGACAGUCUCAACGCCAUUCUAGCUCGGAUGUACGGGGCCAAUGUCCUGGACUCUCCGUCCACAGACUGCACACAUAUUGUAGUCGCAAGCAAUAUUAAAAAGGCUGAACUAGAUGUUCUUAAAACGUACAAUGCAACGGUUGUUAGCGAAAACUGGUUAGAAACAUGUUUUUCUGAGAAAAAAUUUGUUCCAGAAGAAGAAUUUCUUAUGUGACAUAGGUUGUAUUUGUUUUUACAAAUAAAAUAUGUUAUUAUAGAAGGGAGCUAACAAUAAGAGCGGAUUUAAGCAUUAAGGUUUACCUACUUUACCAAUUUGUGAAACUUUUUAGAGAAGUUAACUUUAUUUUACAUACUGGCUGGUUUCGCAAUUUGCUAGCAAGCAUCUAUUUUAU